Messenger RNA from Dipodomys spectabilis (banner-tailed kangaroo rat), 2579 nucleotides. RefSeq names its product BTB/POZ domain-containing protein KCTD12-like. The record is from RefSeq and is a predicted model, not a curated record. Bases 350 to 1228 code for a protein of 292 amino acids. The transcript has 4 exons. Gene Ontology annotation, biological process: regulation of G protein-coupled receptor signaling pathway; protein homooligomerization. Lineage: Eukaryota; Metazoa; Chordata; Mammalia; Rodentia; Heteromyidae. Gene Ontology annotation, molecular function: protein binding.
UAAAAGGGGAAAUUCAAAGCACCAAAGCACACAGAAAGGAAGAAGAACAGGAAGGCAUUUCAGAACUGAAGUUGAGCCAGCCGAGCAGCAAAACAGACUGGGACUGAGGCUUUGCUUGCCAAUAUCCCAGUGGCUGGAGAUUCAAGUUCCGCUGUUAUCCACUUUGAUUUCUUGGAUUUCCUUGAAUCGAAGCAACAUAAAAGGACUUUUCUUUCUUUGAUUUAUUGAGGGCACCUAACCACAAGCCCUUAUCAACCUCUGGUUUGUGCACAAAAAAGAAUAAAUGAGACAUUUCACGAUUCCUUAAAAGGCUAUUACUCAAGCAAGCAUUUCAAAAACCGAGGUCAAUAUGGCCAUGCCAGAAAAAUCAAUUUGUACCAAUCCAAGUGAGGAUUUCCGUAAUUUCCCUGAGAUUAUUGAACUUAAUGUAGGUGGUCAGGUUUAUAUAACUCGCUACCCUACUUUGGUCAGCAUUCCUGGUUCCCUGCUCUGGGAAAUGUUCAAUGAAAAGAAUCCUUGCUCCCUGAUCCAAGACAGCAAAGGAAGAUUCUUCAUAGAUCGAGAUGGUUUUCUCUUUCGCUAUGUGCUAGACUACAUGAGAGAUCUGCAAGUCAUUCUUCCUGACCAUUUUCCAGAGUGUGGUCGUCUCCAGAGGGAAGCAGAAUACUUCAAGUUGCCAGAACUGGUCAAGAUGUUGGCUCUUAAAAUAAACAAGCUCAACUCACCUGGCAAUGACCUAUGCCAAAGUGACCUAGAAGAGUUGUCUCCCAGCAUUGACACUGUGCUUAAUCUCUCUUCAAGUAAUACCAUCCCAAUUACUGGCCCUGAUAGCAACCUAGCUGUGAAAAUGGCCACUGGUUCUGAUCUCAAGAAGGCAGGCUUCAUCACAAUUGGUUAUCGAGGCUCUUAUACUCUGGGUCGGGAUAGUCAAACAGAUGCCAAAUUCCGCCGUGUGGCCCGAAUCAUGGUGUGUGGUAAGAUCUCACUGGCCAAAGAAGUGUUUGGAGAUACACUGAAUGAGAGCAGAGACCCUGAUCGUCCUCCUGAGCGAUAUACUUCACGUUACUACCUCAAGUUCACUUUUCUUGAACAAGCCUUUGACAAACUAGCUGAUGCUGGCUUCCACAUGGUAGCAUGCAACUCCACUGGCACCUGCACUGUGACACAUGACCAGACUGAUGACAAGAUCUGGACCUCUUACACUGAGUAUGUUUUCUAUCGUGAGUGAUGCUUUAAAAAAAAAAAUCACCCAGAAAAUACAAACCAAUAGACUACUUUUUUCUCUCUCUUUCUAUUCUCAUGCCAACUAUGUCCUUUAUAAAUGCACACAUUAAUCACUCUUAGGUGUUGAGUCUAAUUUGGAGCAAUGACACUCCCUUCACGAUAACCAGUAGAGCUUUUUUUUUUUUUUUGGUAUUGUCCUUCUUACAUGUCAUCCCAUUCUAUGUAUAUGGCUUCCAACCUCUCUUAGAUUGUGGAUGGAUGCAAUUGAAGGAAAAUAUUUGAUGUGUAGACAUAUGUACAUACACAUGACUCUAGAUAUACAAACAUAUUUUUUUGGUGAAGACAAAUUAAGUAGAACCACAAGAUUUAGUUGCUUGAGAAAUGCUGAGACAUCAUUUCCAAAGUGUUUCUUAGCACCAUAUUUUAAACUUGCUUACUACUCUGUGUUACUUGUAUUUCUGUAUUGCUCCUUCUGAGCUAGAGGUUACUAUAGGAAAUGUGAACGCAAUUUUUAAACUGUAAACACACACACACACACACACACUCACACACGCACACAUAUACACAUACACACGAAUUGCUAUCAUAUUAUCAGCCUGAGUGGAAAAAAUUGACAACAGCCUUCCAGGAGGUUCAAAGAACGGUCAAGUAAUUGUAAAAUUAUCAAUUACUUUUAAUAGAAAGUGAGUAAAGAGGGAGCAAUUAUGUAAGUAAUUAUUUCCAAGAAUAAAAAGCUUGACACUUAAAUUGCUUUUACUUAAAAAAGAUAGGGAAGAUGAGUAUCAUGGAUUUUACUCAGGCAUAAGCAUGCAUGCCAUUGUCAAAGACUAUCUUGAAGUAUCUGCUCUGUUCAUUAGAAUUGAAAUGAAAGCUUUUGUAGGCAAGGACAAGUAUAAGUAAAGACUGUUUUAUGCAAAUACAUAUAUAUUUUAGUUUUGUUUUCACUGAUCAAAUAAUUGGAUGGGUAUGUCUGCUGUUACCUUUUUCCUUAAUAAGAAGUGUGUCUUUUGUGUUUUCAUGUGUGUGUACACACACUAGCAUGUUUAUAAUCUGGGAGUGGAAGUGAAAGAAGAGGGGGAAAAAGGGAAGAGAACCAGAAAAAAUAAAUAAAUCAAAAUUCAUGUUCUGAAAUCCUUAUUGAUGACUUUUUAUUGCAUAGGUUGAAAGCAAAUACACUACUAUGAAGAUAUCAGGGCUUUUGAGAUAAAUGAUUGGAUUACUGGAGAGUGUGUGGCAAGUCAAGAUAAAGAGGCUUUGUGGGCUCAUUUUAGAGGAUUUUUAUCUCCUCUUUGAAUAGUUUUAAAACACCCAAUUGAUCAAAUAGCCUUCUCUUUCUUUUAUUCUUCCCUUUUUUU